AUGCCGCAUUCGCUCGCUUACGAGGACAAAGUCCCGUUCGGGACGAACUACCGCACGUCGCUCAUCUUCUAUGUCAAUGGCGCACGGCACGAGGUCCCAGACGCCGACCCGACCAUGACGUUGCUCGAGUAUCUCCGCUCCGUCGGGUUGUCAGGCACCAAGAUGGGCUGCGGCGAGGGUGGCUGCGGCGCAUGCACGGUGAUGGUGUCCGCGUGCGAUCCGGCCACGGGCCACCUGAAGCACGAGUCGGUCAACGCGUGCCUGAUGCCUCUCUGCUCAGCAGACUGGACGGCAAUCACGACCGUCGAGGGGAUCGGCGGCUCGGAGGACGGAGAUCUGCACCCGGUGCAGGAGCGCCUGGCCAAGAUGCACGGCAGCCAGUGCGGCUUUUGCACGCCGGGGAUUGUCAUGUCUCUCUACUCUGCGUUGCGAGCGUCGCCGAAACUCGCCAUGGAAGAAGUUGCGGAUCACCUUGAUGGCAACCUCUGCCGCUGCACUGGGUAUCGUCCGAUCCUCGACGCCGCCAAGUCCCUUUGCGCCGACGCGCCGUGCGGUGGCGGCGGGCCUUGCUGCGCCAGUGGCAGCGGCGACGGCAGCGGCGGCGGCGGCGGCAACGGCUGCGGCGGAGGCAACGGCUGCGCCAAUGGCAAUGGCUGCGAACAUCCUGCCGACCCCAGCGGCCGCCUUCUGGUGGACGGGGACGUGGUGACGGCCACCGCCGACAAGCUGGCCGUCUACUCCUCCGAGCGGUACUGCGACUCGCGCGCGGCAGCAAGCGAGCCGGCGAUGCCGAGUGAGCUGUCGGCCGCGCCGUCGCCGCUCUGGAUCGCCUCCCCGCGCGCCACCUGGUGGCGGCCGGCCUCUUUGGACGAGCUGCUCGCGCUCAAGGCGGCACACCCGCAGAGCAGGGUCGUCGCCGGCAACACGGAGCUGGGCAUCGAGGCGCGGUACAAGAGCCGGCAGUGCGCGACCCUCCUCUCGCCGCGCCUGGUCGACUUGCGCGAGGACGAGAUGCUGCUCUCGGCGCGGCGCCGCGAGGACGACAUCUCCAUCGUGACCGCCGGGCUGCGCGUCCGCCUGCAGCCGGCCGGCGGCGUGUACAUGGUGGUGGACACGUGCUUCGCGUUCGGCGGCCUCGCGCCGACCGUGGUGGUGGCGCGCAAGGCGGCGGCGGCGCUGGUUGGCCGGCCGUGGGAUGCGCAGAGCGUCGAGGAGGCGUGCGCGGCUGUCGUCGACGAGCUGCGCGUCGGCGCGUCUGCGCCGGGCGGGCAGCCAGAGUACCGGACCGCGCUCGCCGCAUCGGCCGUCUUCAAGACUUUCGUCGCCACCUCCAUCGCGCUUGGCGCCCCGGAGUACCGCUCUGCAGGCGAUGCUCCGGCGCCGCCGGUGGUCGACGCGGCGGAGAGGUCGGCAGCUCGCUCCUGGCUGCUCGAGCCAAAGCCGUCGGUGAGCGGCUCGCAGCGGUACCCGCACGCCAGCUACCCCGGGCUCGAGGCGGACGUGGCCUCGCCGGACGUCGCGACGUCGUGCAUCACCGCGCCGGUCGAGACGGAGGCGGCCAAGGCGGGCGGCGUCCGGGCGGGCGGCGUCCGGGUGGUUGGGCAGUCGCUUCCGCACCUGGCGGGCGCGAGGCACACCAGCGGCUCGGCCGAGUACACCGACGACGCGCCGCUGCCGCCGGGGGGGCUGCACGCGGCUCUCGUGACCGCGCAGCAGGCGCCCGCGACGAUCGAGUCCGUCGACACGGCCGAGGCCGCCCGCCUGUUACAUAUUCAUUACUCAAACAGUACGAGGGAGGGCUUCUUCGACUCGCGGCACGAGCUCGAGCACGGCGUGCCCGUCGGCCAAGCGCUGCUCGCGGGAGGGCUGACGGUCGUGGAGGGCGACUUCAAGAUUGGCGGGCAGGAGCACCUCUACCUCGAGGGGCAGUUGCGCGUUCUGGCUUCGGCGCAGGCGCUCGAGAACCUGCAGAAGAGCGUCGCCAAGGCGUGUGGUCUGCCGCUCAACAAGGUCGUCGCCAAGGUGAAGCGGCUGGGCGGCGGCUUUGGCGGCAAGGAGACGCGGGUCGCCUUUGCGCACUGCGCGCGGCCCGUCCGCCUCUCGCUGCGCCGCGACCUCGACAUGCUCGCCAGCGGCGGCCGCCACCCGUACCUGGCCACGUACAAGGCGGCAGCACGCGUCGACCCGGAGACGGGGGAGCCGAAGCUUGCCGCGCUCGACGUGCAGUUCUACAGCAAUGGCGGCGCGUCGCUAGACGUCUCCUCGGCGGUGAUGGACCGCUCUCUCACGCACCUCGACAACUGCUACCUCUGGCCCAGCUAUCGCGCGAGGGGCGUGGCUAUGCUGGUUUGCGAGCACAUCCUCGAGCACCUCGCGAGCGCGAUGGGCGUCAGCGCAGACCGCCUGCGCGCUGCUAACUUGUACGCGGCGGGCGACGAGAUGCCGUUCGGCCAGACGCUCGCAGAGGACGAGUGGCGGGUGCCGCGCGCGAUGGCGACGCUCCGUAAGGACGCGGACGUCGACGCUCGCGCGGCUGCGGUGGCGGGCUUCAACGCGCAGAAUCGGUGGAGGAAGCGAGGCCUCGCGUUCGUGCCGACGAAGUAUGGCAUCAACUUCUACGCGCGCUUCAUGAACCAGGGCGGCGCGCUCGUGCGCUUGAAGUUUGUGUUUGCGAGAUACGGCACGGUGCUCAUCUCGCACGGCGGCUGCGAGAUGGGGCAGGGCCUGCACACAAAGGUGUGCCAGGUGGCGGCGCGCGCCUUCGGAAUACCGCUCUCGGCGUGCCACGUCGCCGACACGGCGACGGACAAGGUGGCGAACUCCAUCACCAGCGCCGGCUCGCUCUCGACGGACCUGUACGGCAUGGCGACCCUCGACGCGUGCCGGCAGAUCCUGCGGCGCCUCAAGCCGCUCCGCGAGGCGGUUGGCGCCAAGGCCAGCCUCGCCGAGCUCGCCACCGCCGCGUACUUCUCGCGCAUCGACCUGAGCGCACACGGCUACUUCGCGCUGGACGAGCGCCGGUGCGGCUUCGACUUUCGGGCGCCGCCCGGCGUCAAGCCGGACGGCACGCCCGACCAGGCGGCGCGGGGCCUCUGCCACAACUACUUCACGCAGGGCGUCGGCUGCGUCGAGGUUGAGAUCGACGUGCUCACCGGCGACCACGAGGUGCGGCGCGCCGACCUGCUCGUCGACGUCGGCUCGUCCAUCAACCCCGCGCUCGACAUCGGGCAGGUCGAGGGCGGCUUCACCCAGGGCAUGGGCUGGACGACCACCGAGGAGCUCCUCUGGGGCGACGACACGCACGGGUGGCUGCCGAGCUUCAACGAUACGCCGCGCGAGCUGCACGUGCGCCUCAUGUCGGGCGUCGACAACAAGGUCGCCGUCCACUCGUCCAAGGCGGUGGGCGAGCCCCCCUUCUUCCUCGGCGCGGUCGCCGCCGCGCGCGCAGACCACGUGGCAGGCCCCUCCACGGCACCCCUCACGCUCUUCGCGCCGGCGACUAGCGAGCGCAUCCGCAUGGCGUGCGGCGACAAGUACGCACGGAUGGCCAGCAGCAACGAGGCUGGCGAUGUGAUGGCAGUGAGAGGCUCCUUCUGA
Messenger RNA from Emiliania huxleyi CCMP1516, 3597 nucleotides. RefSeq lists its product as hypothetical. The coding region runs from base 1 to 3597 and encodes 1198 amino acids. Gene Ontology annotation, molecular function: FAD binding; iron ion binding; 2 iron, 2 sulfur cluster binding. The record is from RefSeq and is a predicted model, not a curated record. The transcript has 14 exons. NCBI's taxonomy places the organism in Eukaryota, Haptophyta, Isochrysidales, Noelaerhabdaceae.